AAAUGCUACAUUAGUACCAUUUGGUCAAAGUGAUUCUUCGUACCUAAUAAUUUUACAAUUUAUACAAUUUCAAGCUGAUUGUGCAUCCAUUAUUAUUCGUCAGUUUUGAAACACUACUGUUCUAAAUCGAAGCUGCAGGACUAGUAAUAUCACACAAAUAAAAUUAAAAACAAUUUAAUAUUAUUGCUGCAAAUAUGCAUCUUGGCUGUUAAUGAGCUUCAACAAAUAAUUGGCGCAUAGUUAGCUCGAACUGGAAAUUGUAUAAAUUCAGAAGAAAUAUUAUUGGGCACAAAAAGAACGAAAGAAUAGUCUUGACUGAAUACGGAGAGUGUUUUAUAAUUCAAAAUAUUUUUAUUUCAUUUUAAUUCGAAUUAAAUCAGUAAUGAUACGCUCGCUGGAUGACUACUAAUGUGUCCAACCAAAUUCGUUUAAUUAAUUAGAGCUGCAUAUAGACGAGAUUUCGCGGACACUCGACACAGGUGUGUUGCGUUAAACGAGAAUAUUAUGUUACCGAAUAUGUACCGCGCAAAAACAUUGCUGAUUGCUGAUUGCCGAUUGCUGAUUGCGGUGCGCGUAACAAAGAAAAGUGGAAAUACUGGAAUCUGUAAUAGUUAUGUGUGGAAUACGUACGAGUGUGAACGAGUAGCACUCUAUUACAGAUAACUAUUACAGAUUCCAGUAUUUCCUUUCGAAAGACUCGAAAGAAGUAGAAACGCACCGAUGCGAUGUGAUGUACAUACAUGCUACAUAGUACGUACUUGGUGGCGCUGCGCGGCGUAAUGUGGCGUAAUUAGGCGUAAUGUGGCGUAGUGGCACGCACCAACGCACGGCACUGCGCGGCACGAGGGUAGAUUGAACAGCUGAUCCUCGCCGCGCGUCUAUGGAUCGUGGUCUAUGGAUCUAGCGACCGCGAGUUUCACGAGACCACGAUAUUGUCAUUCGUCUCUCCUCAAUUGUCGAUUGCCGUCAAUUACUGUCGGCGUCGAUGGUGAUUAGGUUCGAAUAGACGAGUACGCGAAAAGAGAUAGCGCGCCGUGUCAUCUCCGAAUCCUCAUUCCUCAUUCCCGAGCCCCGAGAGCUGUGCUUGGUUCGGUGGCCGCCGCGUGAAUUAACCCCUUCCCGCGACUACUCCCCGCCGCGAUAUCCACUCCUUGGCUUGGGAACCGGAGAGACUGGAGAGCAGAGAGAGCCGAGAGCUCAGUGAUCAAUCACCUUAAGUUCACCUAUCGUCUGGUCCGAGGUUCGCCCUCGAGUCCGGGGACAUUAUUAUGGCCAGUCCGGUAGUUGGUACUGGAUAUAACUUUAAAGUGGUUUUGCUCGGCGAGGGAUGUGUCGGCAAGACUUCGGUCGCUCUACGAUAUGUCGAGGACAAGUUCAAUGACAAGCAUAUCACCACGCUACAGGCGUCGUUCCUGAAUAAGAAAUUGAAUAUUAAUGGGAAAAGAGUCAACUUGGCGAUAUGGGACACCGCCGGGCAAGAAAAGUUUCACGCAUUAGGACCAAUUUAUUACAGAAUGUCCAAUGGUGCCAUUCUCGUAUACGAUAUUACGGAUGAGGAUACUUUCCAAAAGGUAAAAAACUGGGUGAAGGAGCUUAAGAAGAUGUUAGGUAGUGAAAUUUGUUUAGUGAUAGCAGGUAAUAAAGUGGAUCUGGAGAAGGAUAGGAACGUUGCCACAGAGGAAGCUGAAGAGUAUGCUAAACAGGUGGGAGCUAUGCAUUUUCAUACAUCAGCAAAGUUAAAUCAGAACAUUGAAGAGAUGUUUCUAGACUUGACACAACGUAUGAUGCAACGUGCAGAUGAGGCUGAGCAAAAAUCCACGCUCACGAGGACCAAUAGUACGCGUCGCAAUGUCGUAAUGGUCGAGGAUGAGGCAGAACAAACUCAACCGAGUAGAAGUUCCUGCUGUAGUGGUGGUGGUGGUGGUAGUAGUGGUGGUAGUGGUGGCAGUGGCAGUGGCGGUGGAGGCGAUAACGGCGGCUUUUCGUAGACCUUUAAAAUCAAUUUACAUUCAAUUUCAGAUACAAGGUCUAAUUUCGGCAAUUUACUAAUUAUAUACAGGAUGGCGCAUCUUAGAUAUGACAAAUUACUAUUUGCAAAUGGUAGUUUGUCGUAUUACAAAUGCUUCAUCUUGUAUAUACACAAGGACAAGAGUGGUUACGUAUGUAUGAAUGUGCAUAUGUAUGCCUAUAUACAUAUAUGUAUAUUUUUAGUUGCGGUAAUUCUUGGAUAGCAAAGAUACUUGUAUACUUGUGUGUGUAUAUACAUAUACGUA
Acromyrmex echinatior (Panamanian leafcutter ant) is the source of this 2273-nucleotide messenger RNA. RefSeq names its product RAS oncogene family member Rab21 (gene Rab21). Gene Ontology annotation, molecular function: GTP binding; GTPase activity. NCBI's taxonomy places the organism in Eukaryota, Metazoa, Arthropoda, Insecta, Hymenoptera, Formicidae. Gene Ontology annotation, biological process: Rab protein signal transduction. The record is from RefSeq and is a predicted model, not a curated record.